AUGGCUUUCAAGAAACCUAUUAGCACCACUCCAUAUCGCCUUGUCUAUGACAAAUCAUGCCAUCUCCCAAUGGAGCUUGAACACCGUGCUUUGUGGGCAAUCAAGAAGAUAAACUUUGAUUUAGGAAGUGCGGGGGAGAAAAGGUGGUUGGAUCUUCAUGAGCUAGAGGAGCUUAGACUUGAUGCUAAUGAUUGUGCUAGCACCUACAAAGCUCGUUCCAAGGAAGAUCACGACAAGAUUAUUGAGAGGAAAGAUUUUUGUGUUGGUGAUAAAGUCCUCCUCUUUAAUUCAAGAAUGAAGUUGUUUCCCGGAAAGAUCAUGUCAAGAUGGAGCGGCCCUUUUUUGGUGAAAGACGUUUUUGCUAAUGGUGUCGUGGAGAUUUCUCCUUUGGAUUCCUCAUCUUCUUUUAAGGUUAAUGGUCAUCGGCUCAAGAGAUACUAUGAUGGAGUGUUUGUUGGUCUUAUUCAUAAAAUGAUUCUUUUUAAGUCACCUUGA
Molecule: messenger RNA, 495 nt
Organism: Chenopodium quinoa (quinoa)
Lineage: Eukaryota; Viridiplantae; Streptophyta; Magnoliopsida; Caryophyllales; Amaranthaceae
Exons: 1
Coding region: 1-495 (164 amino acids)
Source: RefSeq, a predicted model, not a curated record